AGCUCAAAUCAGAUUGUAUGAGUAAAUCCGUGUCCCAUACUAUUUAAGGCAGGGGAUUAGCAUGGCUGUUGAAAGAGGAGAGUGAGGUAGUGAUCUGUACGAAGGCUACACGCCUCGAAAGGGAACGUGACACCAGGGAGGUAAACCCACAGCUAACUGCAUUACAAAAAGCUGGUAAUAUGGUUUGGGUAGACCUUAACUUACCUGUCAGGAAUCAUUCAGACGAGAUUUUCGUUGGGCUCUGGGAUAUGACAGUAUGGAUCUGUGAAGCAGACUGAGCUAAGAGGGUGGGAGUGGUCUCUCCCUUUUCUACAGCAAAUAAGUGGAUAUUUUUGGUGUGUUUAGAACAUAUGAUUGAUCCCACAUUGCAUGGUCCUUUUUACUGUUAACCAGCAAUUGCAGAAUUACACCUCUGUCUCUAAAUUUGCCUUUUCUAAAUGUUUUCCCUACUAGUCUCUGUAGUAAGAGGUGAUCUUAUUGGUGUUGGCACAGUCCUAUGAUUUAGGUGAAUACAAGUGUGCAUUUAAUUAGAUCACUGCAGCCAAUGCACAAUCCGCUCAACAUCAGUGCCAAGCAUGCUGAAUGAAGAAUGUGGGUUAAAUUGGAGACAGUAACCCAUGUGGUACACAGUAGAUACAAGAACAUGAGGGGGAUGGGAUGUGCCUCGCUUUUACCUGAGGGAACUGAAGUGUUUGACCUCUGCUCUCAUGUUUGUUCCCCUCACCUUCGAUUAGCUAACAGCGUGAUAAGUGUGUCCUUACACAAGGGACCUAUCAAGGGAUGUAACAGCUGGGGCAAACAUAGGAACACAAAGGAAAAUUCCCAGGCUUUCUCACCCCCUCUCUCUUUUACACACACGUACAGUGUGCUCUUUCUUUCAUCGGGCAAACCGUUUGUAGGACGCAUCUCUCGCGGAUCUUUGUAGAACCAGAUUUCUACACCAUCCUUGGGCCCCUCGACCUCUUCAUGGAAGUUCCCACUUCUCACUUUAACCCUUUGCAGUUAAGGAAUGUCUCCUACUUUUCCUUCUUUUCGGAGCUCCACCGCUCUGACCAUAUCGCAACCAGCGUGGAGACCCUGGCCCUCACGACGGUCUUCCUGGUCUCAGUGGUGGCCAACGUGGGAACAGGGUUCUUGGUCACACGAGAACGCCGGUCGCUGGUAAAUAAGACUGCCCUGACACUGAACCUGUUUGUUGCUGACCUAUUGUUCGUCAGUAUGACUCCUCUGAUCGUGGUGGUGCGCUGGGCCGUGUCCUGGAGGUUGGGCAACGCAGCUUGUCGCGCCAUGCUGUAUGUCAUCAGCAUGAGCGGCUGUGUCACCAUCACCACCCUAGCCUGCAUCAGUGUGGAGAGAGUUAUGGCUAUCCUCAGGCUGCACCCGGCUCCCACCCUCAACCCCAGGAUGGUGUGUGCUACCCUGGGGUGCAUCUGGGCUUUCUCAGCACUCACCUCCAUGCCGCUUAGCUUAUUCUUUACUGUACGGGAGGUGGAGUCCUUUGAUGAGAGAAACAUCCAAAUCUGUACCCUGAUGUGGCCAGACAUGCUUGCGGAAAUAGUGUGGGAUGUUGCCUUUACUGCGCUCUGCUUCCUAGUCCCAGGAAUCAUAAUCGUGUUCAGCUACAGCAAAAUACUGCAGCUCAGCAAGCGUUCCCGAAGGAGGCUGCACCCUUGUGAAUCUCCCUCCAGACUCAACAGGGUCCACCACUACGUCUCUCGCCAGGACAUCAAACUCUUCCGCACGCUCUUCGUCCUCAUGCUCUCCUUUUUCAUCAUGUGGAGCCCUAUCUUCAUCAUCACAUUCCUCAUCCUCAUGAGGAACUUCCAGAGCCUUUACGUCACCUCCACCAUGUUCUUCUGGGUGGUGACCUUCACCCUGGCCAAUUCUGCGCUCAACCCCAUCCUCUAUUCACUGUGUCAGUUUAGGCACGGCUGGCAGAGGCUGUGCUGUGUCUCCAUGGUCACCCCGAUGAAGAGAGCAUCCAAAGCCAAUGUGGGCAGACAGGAGAGGGGACCAACACCACACAAAGUAUACACCAUCUAGUUUGUAGGUUAUACAGCACAUUCACCAUGAGACCUUCCUCUGCUAAAAGUCCAACUACCGGUGGAGGGAUUUAACAUCGCAGUACUACAGUAACUGUAGGUACACUACAUCAGAAGUUGUACAGGCAUUUACAUAAUAAAUACACAUACUUCUUUGGUAUCGCUGUUCACGUUUGUUUUGAUAAAAUUGUGUACAUAUCUGAAACCUCUUUAGACACUGUGAUGUUAAUGCUGACUGCUGUUAUGGUUACGAAGUCUCCCUCACUGUCUGUGUUGAUAUCCGGAGUGAUCAGCUUGUGGCUCGCACCUUCUGUAGCUGCUUUACUAUAUCUACUGUGGCGGCCAUUUACAAUCCCAUUUGGCUUUAUCCAUGGAUAGAGCAGCCCAGUGACUGAAAUAGACCACUGCUAAUAAGUGCCAAGCUUUAGAGGUAAAGAUGCUUCUGCAUUUGGAUGUUGUUGAUUCGAGCUCAAAUUAGAGCGGGACGGCGCCAGUGCACAUGCUGAGCUGUCCGUCUGUCCAACAAUAGUACCAUCACAUCACUUCUGUUGUGGUCUGGCAUAUGCACAGCUUUCUGUAUAAUAACUCAUUAUAAGCAAGGGGCUACAUGUAGUUACACAGUUUCACUACAAUUUCCUGUUCUAAACUGUUCUUUAAAAAUCUUUCUUUUUAUAACAAGUCGAACCCCCAAUAUUCCUCCUUCAGCUUUGUGGUUUUAUAAUCAUCAUCCAGAAUUCAUACUUUGGUUGUCUGGUUUUCUUUUCAACACCAAUACAUGUAGUACAUGCAUUACAUUGGGUGUAUUGUAUCGUUUUUUUACUUGCAGUCUACUGGUGCAGCGCAGCAAGUUUGAGCAUAGAGGACAUCCC
Hypomesus transpacificus is the source of this 2911-nucleotide messenger RNA. Its product is annotated as free fatty acid receptor 4-like. Gene Ontology annotation, biological process: G protein-coupled receptor signaling pathway. The transcript is spliced from 3 exons. Gene Ontology annotation, molecular function: peptide binding; G protein-coupled receptor activity. Bases 967 to 2043 code for a protein of 358 amino acids. Gene Ontology annotation, cellular component: membrane. The record is from RefSeq and is a predicted model, not a curated record. NCBI's taxonomy places the organism in Eukaryota, Metazoa, Chordata, Actinopteri, Osmeriformes, Osmeridae.